AUGUCUUUCCAAACACCGGAAUCUGACAAAACUCAGCAGUUUACUAAUGAACCCGCCUACAAACGUACAAAACGAAAUCAUAGUACCCAGAAUUCUCUUAAUGAUUUAGUUCAAGAGAAUAAACGAGAUUUUGUGAAAGUUUUCUCUGACGAACUUAACCUUCACGUCUUUAGGUAUUUGUCAGCUGCCGACUUGAGCAUUUGUACACGAGUUUCUCGGAAAUGGUGGAGAUUGGCUAAUGAUCGUCAGUUAUGGAAAAAUCUUUUCUUGUCUCGAUUCAAAGCUCCUAAACGUCCCAAUCUUACUUAUCGCCUUGAAAGUCUUCAAAUGAUUCCAUCCCAGAUUAAUAGCAUUCCAAAAUUUCAAAUAUUACCAGACAAUACAUGUGAUGAUAUGGCGGAUGAAGAAGAUUGGAAAAACAUAUAUAGAGUCAGUCACAAUUGGCAAACAGGAAAUUGUCGCGUGAUUGAUUUCAAACCUUACGUUGAUUUUAACAAAAAUCAAAUGCAUCAUUUUUCCUCUCUGGCCGGAUCAUCAAAGAUUCAACCUAAGAUUCAACCUAUUGAUUCUUUUACACAAUUUCAUUCCGAUCGAAUCCCUCCCGUCAAUUCUAACCCUCUUGUUCAAUUUACCAGACAUGUUAUUUUAACUGCUUCAUUUUCCAGUGCUAAGAACAUUCCCGAAGUGCAUCUUUGGCGCGCUGGAAAACAGAAUGAGCAUAUAGAUACUCUGCGUAGUGAAAUCUUGUAUAAGACCAUGCAGAAAUCUAAAUUUCCAAUUGUUGUCACUUGUUUGAAAUUGGAUAGCAAUGAAGGGAAAGACGAUACCGGAAUACAUAAAUUAAUAGCCGGAUAUUCAAAUGGAGGUUUUACCAUUUGGGAAUUUGAUUCAAUGGAAAGGUCAAGCACUGAUGAUAAAACUAUGAGAAAAUGGAGACACCGGGAAAUCUUUACCUUGCAUUCUUCACGCGCGCAGAAUCCGCUUAUUGCUUGUGCUUUACAUUUUCCAGUUUUGGUGACUUGUACCGAAGAUUUUGAGCUAUCAAUAUAUUUUAUGGAUUAUAAACUGAAUAACAGUGCUCAAUUUAAUUCAUCGAUCGAGGGUAAUGAACCAGUCGAGAAAAUUGAUUGUAGACUAGUUCAUCAAUUAAGAAGUUUUGUUUGUUGGGCACCAAUUGAAAUAUCUGUGGAAUCCAUCACAGAAAAUUCCAUACAAUCAUCAACAUUGAAUUAUUCCUCUCGAGACGUAUGGAAGGCAACGAUUGCUUAUUCGGUUCCUUUAUAUGGAGGUGGUUGGUCAGUUGGUGUUCAAGAAAUAAAAUUUUCAUCUGCGCAACUAAUUUCAACACGACAUUGUUCUUCUUUGCCAUCUUUUAUUCCAAUUCUCUCGGAGAAUAAUUCCGCCGAGAAUGUUGAGCAAUUUUCUUUUGCUCCCAUUACGACAAUCACAUAUAAUGCCGGUCAGUUAGUUACGGCACAUUUUGAUAAUACUUUACAAGUUUAUCACGUGUUGGAACAAGGAAGAAAGUUAGAGUGUAGACAUGAAUGUACAUUAUAUGGGCAUACGGGAAGCGUUAUGAGUGUUGCUUUAGACGAACAUGGUAAGCUAAUAACCGGAUCUAUGGAUCAUUCGAUAAAGAUAUGGGAUUUAGGAUGGAAUUUGGUGAAGAAUAAUGAAGGUCGAAAAAGCAAAGAUCGUGAUGAUAUUUUACGUUUAAAGAGUACAAAUCAUCAGGACACUGAAUUUUCAACGGUUGGAAUAAGCGCAAAGAGGAAGAAACAUGGUGAAUGUAUCGUGACUUUAAGCGACUCUUUAAAUAAUAUAAGAGAAAAUAAUAACUUUGGAAUAAAAUGGGUUGGAUUUGAUGAAGGAAGGAUCGUUAGUGUUUGUGGUGGUAAUACUACCAUCAUAAAGGAUAAAUCACGAGGAAGCAUCAAUAAUAAUAAAGGGACAUUAAAUCCUCCACCAGGAUGGACAGAUUCAGUGUCAAGAGAAAAGGUUGAUUCUCAAUCUAAUGAUAUGGAAGAUGUGGGAAUAAUUAAAGUCUGGUCAUUUUGUGAUGAAUGA
Messenger RNA from Funneliformis geosporum, 2067 nucleotides. The record is from the annotation of a GenBank genome assembly. Lineage: Eukaryota; Fungi; Glomeromycota; Glomeromycetes; Glomerales; Glomeraceae.